This is a messenger RNA of Penicillium verhagenii, 258 nucleotides long. RefSeq lists its product as uncharacterized. The record is from RefSeq and is a predicted model, not a curated record. The coding region runs from base 1 to 258 and encodes 85 amino acids. NCBI's taxonomy places the organism in Eukaryota, Fungi, Ascomycota, Eurotiomycetes, Eurotiales, Aspergillaceae. The transcript has a single exon.
AUGUACGCGACGGCGCAAAUGAUCCAGAAACUCAACAGGACGAUGCAACAGGAGAGAAUAUCGCACCUCACCAUCCUGGCGCGACUCUCACUCUUGUACUCGAGUGACAGGCAACUGAGCUAUAUCUCCAGCACCAAUGCGCAAGACCACUGCUGUGAUCUGCCACGGCAGUUCGAUGGCGAGUCUUUUGGCUUCCUCUUCGUGGAUCCCCACACCCAUCAGAGUGAAUUUCUGGGUGAAACUGAUACCACCGAGUAA